Molecule: messenger RNA, 2125 nt
Organism: Pimephales promelas (fathead minnow)
Lineage: Eukaryota; Metazoa; Chordata; Actinopteri; Cypriniformes; Leuciscidae
Gene: srp68
Product: signal recognition particle 68
Biological process (GO): SRP-dependent cotranslational protein targeting to membrane
Cellular component (GO): signal recognition particle, endoplasmic reticulum targeting
Molecular function (GO): signal recognition particle binding; 7S RNA binding; endoplasmic reticulum signal sequence receptor activity
Source: RefSeq, a predicted model, not a curated record
UGGUAUUUUGUUUGUGACACAACACAAGACAGAAGAAGACGGAUCAUCUUCAUCCGCUGGUUGAGGUUUAUCAGACGUGUGCUUGCUGAAAAAUGGCCGCGGAGAGGCAGAAUCAUGAGGUGAAAAUAUCGACAAUGGAGGAAAAUAAAGAGAACAGCAUCGACGGAAGUCUUGGCCUGGAGAUUCUGCAGAUCAUUAAGGACUCUCAGCAACAGCAUGGACUCAGGCAUGGAGAUUACCAGCGCUACAGGGGUUAUUGCUCUCGACGACUGCGUCGAUUGAGAAAGACUCUGGGCUUUAAAAUGGGCAAUAGACACAAGUUUACUGGAAAGAAAGUGACUGUAGAGAUGCUUUCAGACAACAGACAUCUCUUGUUAGUGCUAAUGGAAGCGGAAAGAGCAUGGAGUUAUGCCAUGCAGCUGAAACAGGAAGCUAACACUGAGCCCCGAAAGCGUUUUCACCUGUUGGCUCGCCUGCGAAAGGCCGCCAAACAUGGGGAGAAGCUGGAGAAGCUGUGUGAAAGUCCUCGUGUGGACGCAAAGACCAAACUUGAGGCUCAGGCUUAUACUGCUUAUCUUACUGGAAUGGUUCAGUUUGAGCUGCAGGAAUGGAAAUCUGCAAUGGAGGCCUUUAACAAGUGCAAGACCAUCUACGAGAAACUGGCAAGUGCUUUUACUGAGGAGCAAGCAGUGCUUUUUUAUCAGAGAGUGGAUGAGAUUUCACCUAACAUCCGAUACUGUGCAUAUAACAUCGGUGACCAGAAUGCAAUAAACGACCUCAUGCAGAUGAGACUGAGUGCAGGAGGAGGGGGUGGCAUGAUGGCUGAAAAAUUGGAGACACUGAUUACUCAGACAAGAGCCAAACAGGCAGCUGUGAUGAGUGAGGUUGAGUGGAGAGGUCGUACAGUUCCUGUCAAAAUUGACAAGGCUAGAAUCUUCCUGCUGGGUCUGGCAGACAAUGAAGCUGCAAUUACAAAGGCAGAUAAUGAAGAAACAAAGGAGCACCUAUAUGAAAGCCUGCUGGCAGAGUGUAGAGACACCAUCCAGGCGGUCAGAGAGGAGAUCAGGACUGAUGUGAAGCAGCGAGAAAGAGCAACAGAAGGUGCUGAGAGUGUCAAAGUUUCUAAUCUGCAAUACCUGCACAGCUACCUGACAUAUAUCAAGCUGUGGACUUUGGUGAAGAGGAAUGAGAGCAUGGCUCAUGCGCUGCAAGCUAAACUGAAGGAGCCACAGACUGAUGAGAACAAAAGAGGACCACGACCACAGGAUCUUAUACGACUCUAUGACAUCAUCUUACAGAGUCUUGCUGAGCUGUCAUCACUGCAGGGUCUAGAGGAAGAUCACACCUUUCAGAAAGAAGUGGCACUCAAAACUCUGGUCUACAAGGCUUACAGGUGUUUCUAUAUAGCUCAGUCCUAUGUUCUGGUGAAGAAAUGGAGUGAAGCUCUGGUUCUGUAUGAAAGGGUUCUGAAGUAUACCAGAGAGGUCCAGUCCAAAGCCAAGAGCCUCAAUAACAGCCUUAAGAAUCUCCCUGAUGUCCAGGAGUUGAUUGCUGAGGUCAAUGCUGAGAAGUACUCCCUUCAAGCUGCAGCCAUCUUAGACACAGAAGAUGUUGCUGAGGUGCCCCCACCACAGCAGAUUAACGAUUACAUGCCCCUGUCUGAUCGAUUGGAUAAUUUUCGUCUAGACCCCACCCUCCUGAGCAAGCAGCCCAAUCUGGUGCAGUUCCCUCCAGAUUUCCAGCCCAUUCCAUGCAAGCCUCUCUUUUUUGACCUGGCUCUCAACCAUGUGGCUUUACCACCUCUUGAUGACAAAGUUGAGCAGAAGGGCAAGGGUGGCAUCACUGGCUACUUCAAAGGCUUCUUUGGCUUUGGGAGCUAAAUCUAGUCCCAGGUUUUGUUUAGGCUUGUUUGGCUGUAUUUGUAGUCAUCUGAAAACAGAUCUCUCUUCAAGACCGAGUGUUAUGGAUCCUUAUUCUGUCAAACCAUUUUCCCCAAAACAAGCCUUCAUAGAUUUAAGAUAUGUAAGUGCAGCCUGUUUGAUAGUAAAUUCAUAUUGACUGAAUUAGAAGUGAUUUAUAAAGAGUGAUAAAGAAUUUAUGCAAAGUUUUUUUGUCUUGCAAGAAG